AUGUCCAGUGAUAUACCGAAUGUGGUUGCCUUACUGUUAAAGUUACUACAAUUGGAUGUACUAGAUCAGGGACUCGAUUCUAAUCCUGAAGCCCAUCUAACGGAAAUAUUAAGUGACUUUGGCAAAACGUUUGAAAACCUGCAUGCGUAUAUCAGAGAUUUAACACUACAUGUGGAAAUACAACUAUUUCGUAGAUUCAAGCUGAACAACACUGCUGAUAACUUCAAUAUCACUGAUUCUUCUCUCUGGUGCAAGCUUUUAAACUGCACUAAAGAACAAACUGUAUUAGCAUUAGCAUUACAGAUCAUACUAUCAUUAGCAUCCUUUUCUAUUAUUAAUAAGCAACGAUUAGGUCAAUUGUUUAGUUUAAAGGAUGAACUUUAUAAAUCACUCUCUUCUGCCCACCAGGAAGAUUCAUUAGUUCAAUCACGUAUAACUGAACUCUACACAACUAUAUUAGGCGUCAACUGUGAACCUCAGGAUCUGAUAAAUUUAUACACACGCAUUCCUGAGCCCCAUAGUAUCAAAAUUUUAAACUGCCUAAUAACUUCUGCAUGCGACAUACUUUCCCACACACAUCUUCAAUUUGAAAACAUAUACAAAACCGUAAAAUUCAACUAUUCUAAACACUUUUAUUCAUCAAUCUCUUUACAUCUAAUCGUUGAGUUCAAUAAUGUGUCAUCCAAUCGUUUCCUAACGCUUGGUCAAAAUUUAUACUUGGAAAUCAAAGACGGCAAAUUAUGUGUGACUAAUGAUGAAUUUACUGAAGCUCUCUUUGACGAAGUUGAAUUUGAUUCUGGUACAUCAUAUUCUUUAACGGCGACCCUGCAAAAUGGAGAAUUUUCCUUAUUUGUUAAUGGCACUAUCGCCAACAGCAUAGCCUUACUCUCUAAUAUAGUCUUACCAUUGGAACGUAUAGAAAUUGGUUCUAUGCUAUGUUCAUUUAAACUUUACAGGCUUUACGUCUGGUCCGACACAUUGCCUCAUGAGGCUAUCAAAAUUAUUCAUGAACUGAAAAGUAUACAUAUAGACUGUUUUGAAACUCCAUGCAAUCUAGAGGGCGUCCGUAGAUCGUUUGGUGAUGCCUUACUGCGAAAAACACAUGCCUACCCAGAAUUCUUACACGACCCUUACGAAUGUUUCCUCAGUAAUAUUAAAAAGUGGGAUACAUGCAAAGUCCUUUUGGACUUUAGCCCUGUCGAAGAAAUCUCUCUUUCAUCCAAUAAUGAUUUUUGUAUCAGCUUCGAAAAUUGGCAACGCAGCGACACAGGUAAUUCUAAAUGUUACUACUUCAAAGCUUCUCAACUGGUACCAAUGUUUCGCACCGUAGACUGUAUAAAGCUUAUUCUUUUUGAACUCGAGACAAUUGACUCAAUUGACACAUCUUUCGAGUAUGUAGUACACUUACUCAAAUUAUUGCAAGUUUCUGUAAUACGAAAAUGGUUUGAGGAGGAUUAUAACUACACAUUUUUAGGUUAUUUGAUGAGAAGAAUUGUUACUAGGUUUAAACAGGGUUUGCCAAUCCAGUUUUUGAAUAUAUUCCUAGAAGCGUUUGGAUGGGAUUUCAAUAACAUUGACAAGUCAAUCAUUGAGAACACAACAGCGUACAAUGAGUUAAUUUUAAACCAGGAUUUAUGGUAUUAUCCUGGAGUGGAUAAUUCUAUCGGUGCAGAAAGCACUGAAGUAAUUAGAUACAUAUACUUCCACCUGAAUUGCCUAUUGAACGACUCAUAUUUUUCCACUUACAAUCUGGGGAAGCUGCAAGAUUUAGAUCUACUCCGUCAUCUAAAUUUCUAUCACUUAAUGAACUGCUACAUUGAUUUCAACGUAAUGGCGGAGGAUUCAUCAAAUAUAUGCAUUACCCUCUUAAAAGCCGAAUCCAAUAUGGCUUCUAUUCAUUGGCUACUUUGCUUCAUUUAUUUUCAAGUACAGAAGAGCGAUCUAAAAGGAGCUCAGAGAAACCUUAAGAUCAUAGAUAGACUACUUUCUUCCGAAAUAAAGAGUGAAAAAAGCCCGUUAAUCAAAGGUUUAUCCUUAAAACACAACUUAAUGAUCCUAGAUGAAAUAGUUAAAAGAAAUGGUGAUCCAGUACCAAUGAUCAAUAUCAUUUUAAAACUGCUUUUGAUAAAUGAAGAUCUGUUAUCUAAAUUUUUACAAAAUGGGGGAAGCUCUAUUUUUUUAGGUAUCCUUCGUGUGGUUGGAGAAAAGUAUCAUGUUCCUGUAACUGACAUUUUAUUUUUCUACUCUUUAGGUAAAUCCUACAUUUCUACGUCCACAACUUUUACCAUAGAAAGUUACAUAGCCAACAAUCCUAAUGUUAUUAUACUAGUACCGGAGUUUAUUUGCAUUGCACUUCGCUUAGUAGAGUUGUGGACCCCUAAUAGUCCCAACGAAUUUGAGUUAGAUACCGUAAACGAUAAUGUUACUACCAUAUGGAAGAAUCUCAGACUAAUAAUCUCAAGUGCUGACAAGAAAACCACCUCUGGUACUUGGCAAACUUUGAUUGUGGUGUCACUCCUCGAUGUACUGCCUACUUUAAGAAAGUAUCAGAAUCACACAAUAUACAAGAGUGUUUCAGAAUUGACAUCUAUAAUUAUAGUUGAAGUGACUAUUAAUAGUAUUCUACGCUCAAAAAAUCACGUCUUUCAUGAUUAUUUGAUUAAUUCCUUGGCUUUACGCAUUCCUCAUAGGGAUCACAUUCAUCAUCACUUAGAGCCGGCUGAAGCGAAAUAUAUCGAGCUUGGUUUCUCUUCUACAAUUUUGCCUGCCCUUUUGAAAUCUUUAAUAAGGAAUGAAAGGCAGCUAGUAAAAAAGAUUAUUUCUCAGCCAUAUUUUUUGCCCAAUAUUAUGUGCCUUCUCAAACAAAUCGAACCCUAUAUGAAAGUGAUAGAGUUUGAGAUCGAUUUUUAUCUGCACAUAUAUAAGUUACUUCUCAUAUGUGUCGAUACAUACUAUACUGAACAUGAAACUUUACACAGCCAUGUAUCAGAGUCUGUUCUGUCCUCUGUUUUCUCCUUCAAUAUCACUGUAAUUUUUUAUUCACUCUUAAUGCAAAGACAGAAUUGGAAAAAUGAGGAACUAUCGGAUUUUUAUAGGAACACAUUGUUGUACCAAAGGGCCCUAUUACAGCGUAAGAAGGGCGCCAUGAAUAACCAGCUAGUUUGCUUUUUAUUGCUGAUAUCUUCUUCUGAAUUAAUCUGUAAUGGCUAUAACAAGCUGAUCAUGCAUGCCGUCAGAGCUUUACUCUUAUUUCAUGACAAGGAUUUGCAAAAUAUAGCUUCAUUUUUCGAUCAUUCUAACAAAGGCCUGCUUGUAUCGAAAUUCUUGGAAAUCCUUUCAUCAAGUGACGAUAGUGCAAUGUCAUGUUUGUUAUCAAUUCAAGUCAAUAUUUGUGGUGAAACUCAGAGAGAGAAGAUGAAAAUGCUUGUGAUCGAAAGAAUGAAAUGUCAAAAUGAUCCUAUUAGUCUAAAGGCUGAGCAUUUGUUUAAUGAGAUACUUAGAAGGAAGCAAAUAUCUCAUAACAAGAUAAACAAGAGUUAUAGAUCAAUUUAUGAAUUAUUUGAAAAGGAUAACCAAUAUGCUCACAACUACACAAUGACCCUUAUGGACAAAGAGUAUACGUACUAUAUGAAUGACAGGGAGGAAGAUCUGAUGAUGCAGAAAAAUAAAUUGCAUGAAUCCGUAUCACAACUAAAGCACUCGAAUAAUUUGCAGCAGUUAAAUCAAAAUAUUACUACUUGGAUGGUGGAUACUACCGUCAACAUGGAUUAUAUGAGAAGGAGGCUAACACCGUUUUAUGGACUGGAGGCUGGCAAUAUAAACGUGUCAGAAAGGGAAACAUCCGAUGUUAUAUUUGAUACUUCUGUUAGGAGAAAUAGCAAUACAAGCUUUAUAUCUUACGAUAUGGUUUUGGACGUAGAUUUUGCAGACACUUCUGAUGUCGAAAAAAAUGAAAAUAGAAAGGUCUUGAAGCUAUUAAAGGGUGAUGACGUGAUAAGAGGAAUAUGGAAUUGCAGCCUCAUUUUUGGAAUUGAAAUAAAGGAAGGAGUUUUAAUACUUGGCGAUCUUUACUUAUACUUUGUCUCCGGCUAUUUCUAUUCAAAAGACCAAAACAAAGUUCUUAAUGUACAUGAUGUAGCUCCCACGGCAAGAGAUAUUAAUGUAACACUAAUAACUGGAGAGGACAACAAAAUUGCGUCAGCUAAAACUAUGAAAGAGCACUACUAUUGGGAUAUACAAAAUUUAGCAUUUGUGACCAAGAGACCUUUUCUAUUACGAGAUGUCGCCAUGGAGAUUCUCUUCAAUGAUGAGAGCAGUCGAUUUUUGUCCUUCAAGGAUAAAACUACGAGAAAUAAGGUUUUUCAGAGCUUGGAUCCUCUUUCUUCCCCAGAGGGAAUAGAAGCGGUACUUUCGGGAGCCAUAAAGGAGCUUAAUAUCCAAGCUACCAGUAUUGGACUGAAAAAUGGAAUUGCCCAAAAUACAUUGUUUUCGAGAUUUUCAAACGUUUUUACACCUCGUAGUAUUGGGAGCAAUGGCUUUGAAGUUACAGAACUUUGGCAGAAGGGGAAAAUCUCCAAUUUCUUUUAUUUAAUGAUGAUAAACAUACUUGCUGGACGAUCUUUUAACGAUCUGACCCAGUAUCCAGUAUUUCCGUGGGUUAUAGCUGAUUAUACAAGUGAUGAAUUGGAUUUAGGAGAUCCAAAGACAUAUAGAGAUCUAUCCAAACCAAUGGGUGCUCAAUCAGAGGAAAGAAAGAACCAGUUCAUAGAUAGAUUUCAUUCUUUGAGAGGAAUUGACGAUGCACAUACUCCUCCAUUCCAUUACGGAACACAUUACUCUUCUGCCAUGAUAGUAUUGGGCUACUUAAUAAGAUUAAAACCUUUUACAGAUUCAUUUCUUAUUUUACAAGGAGGUUCAUUUGGACAUCCAGAUCGUCUUUUCAGUUCUAUUGAGCGUUCAUGGUCUUCAGCCGCAAUUGAAAGCACAACAGAUGUAAGGGAAUUGACACCAGAAUUCUUUUAUCUUCCAGAAUUUUUGGUUAAUAUCAAUAAGGUCGACUUUGGCCAAGAUCAAAAUGGAAACACUGUUAAUGAUGUUCAACUCCCACCGUGGGCCAAGAAUGAUCCGAAGAUUUUCAUUGCAAAGAACAGAGAAGCACUAGAAAGCCCUUAUGUGAGUGAACAUUUGAAUGAGUGGAUUGAUUUGAUUUUUGGGUAUAAACAAAGGGGAGAAAUGGCGAUAAAUGAAGUGAACGUUUUCAACAGAUUAAGCUAUCCAGGUGCCGUGAAUUUGGAAAAGAUUGCAAAUGAAAACGAACGGAGAGCUAUAACAGGAAUUAUACAUAAUUUCGGUCAGACACCAUUGCAGCUAUUCGAGAAACCUCACCCUAAAAGGCUUUUUCUUAAGAAUGAAGCUCUUUUUAAGUUCCAACAGUUAUUUGAUAGGAUGCGCAAAAAAGUUCAACUUUUACAACCAAAUGCAGCCAUCUCCAAUGGCACUGUCGAAUAUCUUGAAUUAAACGAAGAUACCUCGGGAAAUGAAUUCUGGAGGGGUUAUAAAUUUUUAGAUGUUCAGAUUGAAAAACGCCACUCCAAAUUUCAAAUUAAGCUAGUCUCAAGUUCGUCAAUCCUUCUUAACUCUUGUUUUUUCAAAAACGUUCAUUUGGCUCGAAUAACUUCUUUUGCAAUUAGUAAAUUGCCCAUAUUUAUCACUGGCGAUGAAAAUGGUUUACUAAGCAUUUGGAAAUUUACAGAUAAAGAAGGUUCGCUCCAACUUUCAAAAGUUGCAAACCUGUGCUGUCAUUUGCACGAAAUCAAGAAAAUCAAAGCGUGCAACAAUUACAACACUUUACUUACUCUAGAUGUGGCCGGACAGGUUUAUUCUUGGGAUAUGAAUACCUAUCAACCUUUAAGAAAAAUGUGCUCCAAUGCUUCUGACAUUGCACUUUCACAAAUCAAUGGCACAAUAGCGAUCUUGACAACCACUUGUGAGGUACAAGUUUACAAUUUGAAUGCCAUGCAUUAUGGAUCAUUCAAGAUUGAGCCACGAAAAAUGCCAACAGCUCUGGAAUUUUUAGAGUGUAUACCCUCUAAGACGCUACCAAACCAUACAUAUCUCGAGAAUUAUGAACCUCUAUGUCUCGGAUAUUCUGAUGGUUCUGUUGAAAUAUGCCAAUUGAAACAGCUCGAUAGAGCAUGGACUUUGAUUAAGAUGACAUCCUUUUUUACAGGUAAAACAGUUGGAAUCUCGUCGUUGAAAUGUGUAUAUCGGGCACGUGAUGCGCAAAGCCAGAAUGAACAAGAACCGUUGAUUGAGCUCUUGGUUUCCGAUCAUGAAGGUAAUAUAUACAUUUGGAACUAG
Messenger RNA from Kazachstania africana CBS 2517, 6360 nucleotides. It is a transcript of the gene BPH1, whose product is annotated as Bph1p. Bases 1 to 6360 code for a protein of 2119 amino acids. The transcript has a single exon. NCBI's taxonomy places the organism in Eukaryota, Fungi, Ascomycota, Saccharomycetes, Saccharomycetales, Saccharomycetaceae. Gene Ontology annotation, molecular function: protein binding. The record is from RefSeq and is a predicted model, not a curated record.